Messenger RNA from Mangifera indica (mango), 1525 nucleotides. RefSeq lists its product as uncharacterized. The record is from RefSeq and is a predicted model, not a curated record. The transcript is spliced from 15 exons. Bases 149 to 1360 code for a protein of 403 amino acids. NCBI's taxonomy places the organism in Eukaryota, Viridiplantae, Streptophyta, Magnoliopsida, Sapindales, Anacardiaceae.
AAUACUAACUCAAACUGGGAGGGAUAUUGCUUCACAAAAUCACUGGAGAUCUUCUUCCCAUACUUUGACAGUCUUUCUCACUUUUUUAUUCCUCCGUUUCAACAAUCCUACACACUCUUUUUCAGAGAGUAGGUGUGAGGUAGAGACGAUGCUCAGAAGUUCCUCUGAAAGCCAGAAGAUAGUAAAUCGCGUGGCACGCAGUUGGGCUAGUAGAAAACCAAAUGAGAGUAUGAAACUUAUAGUAACAACAUUUGUUGGAGUGGUUUUUGGCUUCUUAAUAGGGUUGAAUCUCCCAUCCUCCCUUCUUCAUAGCUUGGAUUUUUGGAAUUUUGAGGAACACAGGUCAGGCCUUUCAACCCAAGCAGGUUUGAAUCCAUUGGAUUUGAAGAAGAAUGAUACAAAUUCAGCUGGUAAUAGAAAUUUGAAUGAUAAGUCAAAGAUUUGGGUCCCCACAAAUCCUCAAGGUGCCGAAAGACUACCUCCAAAAAUUGUUGAAGCUGAGUCAGAUUUUUACUUGCACAGAUUGUGGGGUAAUCCUAAUGAGGAUUUGACGAGCAGACCAAAGUAUCUUGUCACCUUCACGGUUGGUUUUGACCAGAAAAAAAAUAUUGAUGCAGCAGUUAAAAAGUUCUCAGAUAACUUUACAAUUGUUCUAUUUCAUUAUGAUGGACGAACUACUGGAUGGGAUGAGUUUGAAUGGUCAAAGAGGGCUAUUCAUGUGAGUGCUCGGAAGCAGGCUAAAUGGUGGUAUGCAAAGCGCUUUUUACAUCCUGACAUUGUGGCUGCAUAUGACUACAUAUUUAUCUGGGAUGAAGACCUGGGUGUUGAGCAUUUCAAUGCAGAAGAAUACCUAAAGCUAGUUAGGAAGAAUGGUUUGGAGAUUUCACAGCCCAGUGUGGAUCCUCAUAACUCGCCUUGGCAGAUGACAAAGAGAAGAUGCGAAAGUGAAGUUCACAAAGUGGUAGAAGAGAAAGAAGGCUACUGCUCUGAUCCACUUAAACCCCCCUGUGCAGGAUUUGUUGAGAUCAUGGCUCCAGUAUUUUCUAGAGAUGCUUGGCGGUGUGUUUGGUAUUUGAUUCAGAAUGACCUAGUCCACGGGUGGGGUCUUGAUUUUGCCAUCCAUAAGUGUGUUGAGCCUGCCCAUAAGAAGAUGGGGGUUGUAGAUUCUCAGUGGAUUGUUCAUCAAAAAGUUCCAUCACUUGGGAACCAGGGAGAAACACAAAACGGGACGGCAGGAUGGCGAGCGGUAAGGGAGAGAUGCAGACAAGAAUGGAAAAUACUCCGAAAUCGGAUGGAAGAGGCUGAAAAAACUUAUUUUGAGGCUCUGGGAAUUAGUCCUAACAAUUCUACAGCUCAUUAGGAAACAUACAUCCCUUCUCAUCUCAUCAAUCCAUGUACAUGCUGGCUGUAUACAACCCAAUCCUCAUAUAGUGUUUAGGGUUUUAUCCAGUAUAAUUCCAAUAUUAUUGUUAGCAUGUACCAUUAUUUAAUUUAAUAAUCAUCAGUUUCAUGUGUUAAGAAAUGA